UCAGGAAAAUUUUAUUUCCUACAAAAAAUUUCCCAAAUACAACAAAAUUUCCCUUUUUUUUUUUUUUUUGACUAAUCUUUUUCCUUUUCCUAUGAUCUAAAAAAUAUAAAUUUCCGUUUUUGUUACAUUUCCUAACUGCCAUUCACCUAUUCCCCCAAUUCCCUCCCCUAUACAAUACAAUAUAUUAUAACUACGUAACGCAACCCUUCAUCACAAAAACAAAAAACACAAAGUACAAGAGAUCUAUCUAAAUUAACCUUAAUUUCUCCAAACAAAACAUCAUGGAACAUGUCAACAAUGGUUGUAACGGUAAUUCAUCAUUGAAUCUUUGCAUUACGACUAAGAAUAAUGACCCAUUGAAUUGGGGUAUGGCUGCGGAUUGUAUGAGGGGUAGUCACCUAGAUGAGGUGAAAAAAAUGGUUGAGGAAUACCGGAAACCGGUUGUGCCGUUAGGUGGAAAAGGUUUAACAAUAUCACAAGUGGCUGCAAUUGCAACCCAUAAUAACGGUGUGACGGUUAAACUUGACGAAGAAACACGCGCCGCUGUUAAAGCUUGUAGUGAUUGGGUUGUUGAAAGUUUGAAUAAUGGGACUGAUAGUUAUGGAGUUACCACUGGAUUUGGUGCAACCUCACAUAGGAGAACAAAACAAGGUGGUGCUCUCCAAAAUGAACUCAUAAGAUUUCUGAAUGCUGGAAUUUUCGGCAAUGGAACAGAAUCGAGUCAAACCCUACCUCACACGGCCACAAGAGCAGCUAUGUUGGUUAGAAUCAACACAUUGCUUCAAGGAUAUUCAGGAAUCAGAUUUGAAGUAAUGGAAGCAAUAGCAAAAUUUCUGAACCAUAACAUAACACCAUGUCUUCCAUUACGAGGUACAAUCACUGCAUCAGGUGACUUAGUUCCUUUGUCAUAUGUUGCUGGCCUUUUAAUUGGAAGACCAAACUCAAAAUCUAUUGGACCUGAUGGACAAGUUCUCAAUGCUAAAGAGGCUUUUCAACUAGCUGGAAUUGAAAGUGGCUUUUUUGAGUUGCAAGCUAAAGAAGGUUUAGCACUAGUGAAUGGUACUGCUGUUGGAUCAGGUUUGGCUUCAUUGGUUCUUUUUGAGACAAAUUUACUUGUGGUUCUAUCAGAACUUAUAUCCGCGAUUUUCGCGGAAGUUAUGCAAGGAAAACAGGAAUUCACUGAUCAUUUGACUCAUAAGUUGAAACACCAUCCUGGUCAAAUUGAGGCCGCGGCUAUUAUGGAACAUAUUUUAGAUGGAAGUUAUUAUGUUAAGGCUGCACAAAAAUUACAUGAGACUAAUCCACUUCAGAAACCUAAACAAGAUAGGUACGCGCUUCGAACAUCACCGCAGUGGCUUGGACCGCAGAUUGAAGUGAUUCGACACGCAACAAAGAUGAUUGAGAGGGAGAUAAAUUCUGUGAAUGACAAUCCACUUAUUGAUGUUUCAAGGAAUAAGGCACUUCAUGGAGGAAAUUUCCAAGGUACACCGAUAGGUGUUUCAAUGGACAACACACGUUUAGCCAUCGCUUCGAUUGGAAAACUCUUGUUUGCUCAAUUCUCUGAGCUUGUGAAUGACUUCUAUAACAACGGAUUGCCUUCGAAUCUAACCGCGGGCCGCAAUCCGAGUUUGGAUUACGGAUUCAAAGGAGCAGAAAUUGCAAUGGCAUCUUAUUGCUCAGAACUUCAAUACCUUGCUAAUCCUGUCACCACUCAUGUUCAAAGUGCCGAACAACAUAACCAAGAUGUGAACUCUUUAGGCUUGAUUUCAUCAAGAAAAACUGCUGAAUCAGUAGAAAUAUUGAAACUCAUGUCAUCCACUUUCUUAGUUGCAUUGUGCCAAGCAAUUGAUCUAAGGCACAUUGAGGAAAACUUGAAAAGUGCUGUUAAGAACACUGUGAGUCAAGUGGCUAAGAGAGUUCUCACAAUUGGUGUAAAUGGUGAAUUGCAUCCAUCAAGGUUUAGUGAGAAGCAUUUGCUCAAUGUUGUUGAAAGUGAGUAUGUUUUUGCUUACAUCGACGACCCUUGUAAUGCUACAUACCCUCUAAUGCAGAAGCUGAGACAUGUAUUAGUUGAUCAUGCAUUGCAAAAUGGUGAUAAUGAAGCAAAUUCAAGCACCUCAAUUUUCCAAAAGAUUGGAGCUUUUGAAGAAGAGCUCACGACCCUUUUGCCUAAAGAGGUGGAAAGUGCAAGAAUUGAAGUUGAAAAUGGAAACCCUGCAAUUCCUAAUAGGAUUAAGGAAUGUAGGUCUUAUCCAUUAUACAAGUUUCUGAGAGAAACUUUAGGGACAAGUUUGCUGACAGGUGAGAAAAUUAUAUCACCUGGUGAGGAAUGUGAAAAGGUUUUCUCAGCAUUGUGUGAUGGAAGGUUCAUUGAUCCUAUGUUGGAAUGUCUAAAGAGUUGGAAUGGUGCUCCUUUACCUAUAUGCUAGGAUUGUACUACUCUUAUGUAAGUUUUUAUUUUUUAUUUUUCUCGGACUUUUUUUUUUCUUUCUCUUUUUCAUGUAAUGUUUAUUUUAUGAAGUUGUUGGACGUGUAUUUUAAAUUGUGGUGACAAUGUGUAUGUUUUAACUUUAUAUUAUUUAAUAAGUUCUUUAUGUGCAA
Molecule: messenger RNA, 2601 nt
Organism: Trifolium pratense (red clover)
Lineage: Eukaryota; Viridiplantae; Streptophyta; Magnoliopsida; Fabales; Fabaceae
Product: phenylalanine ammonia-lyase 2
Exons: 2
Coding region: 282-2429 (715 amino acids)
Biological process (GO): L-phenylalanine catabolic process
Cellular component (GO): cytoplasm
Molecular function (GO): phenylalanine ammonia-lyase activity
Source: RefSeq, a predicted model, not a curated record